This is a messenger RNA of Tilletiopsis washingtonensis, 2254 nucleotides long. RefSeq lists its product as hypothetical. The transcript is spliced from 4 exons. Gene Ontology annotation, cellular component: GPI-anchor transamidase complex. Gene Ontology annotation, biological process: attachment of GPI anchor to protein. Lineage: Eukaryota; Fungi; Basidiomycota; Exobasidiomycetes; Entylomatales. Bases 44 to 2209 code for a protein of 721 amino acids. The record is from RefSeq and is a predicted model, not a curated record.
CACUCCUCGCUGCGGUCCACAGCGACACGCACGUCGAGCACGCAUGCCCGCCGCCACCAAGGCGCGCCUCACGGGCAGCGCCGCCGCCGCCGCCGAUGCCGCAGCCGCCGCGGCCGUGCUGCCCUCGUCGUUCCAGUCGCGCCGCCGCCGCGCCGCCGUGCUGGCCGCCUUCUGGCUCGCCAUCCUCGCCGCACUGCCGGCAUGGUGGCACCUGACGAGCAUCGAGCGGCGCGCGCUGCCCGAGGAGCGCGUGGCGCAGUGGGCCGCCCGCCGUGCAGAGCAGGCCUGCGCCGUGCGAACGCCGCUGACGCUGCAGCUCGAGGUGCCGCGCUCGCUUCUGCCCGAGGCGUUUCCCUUCUUCGCGCAGGAGGAGCGCUACGACGACGUGGCGGCGUGGAGCGAGGCGCUACAGCGCAGCGUUCAGCGCGCCCUCUCGCGCACCGCCGAGUGCCACGAUGUGCGGCUGCAAGUGUCGGUCGAGGGCUCGCAAUCGCCGAGCUCAAAGAGUGCAGGCGGCCCUCUCUACCGCGUCUCGCUUGCCUCGGAUGCUGCACUCGCCAUUGACGCGCCCAGCAGCGGUGGGCACGGCAUCUCGCUGCUGAGCGAGCAUCUGAGCGAGCAGCUGGCGGCGCUCUUCCAGCUAGCGCCUUCCAGUGCCGUGCACUCGCUGCGCGAGAUUCCGUACGCGAUGCGCAUCCGCACCGUCUGGCACCUGCUCAACGAGGAUGCAGCGCAGCAGUCGCCGCUGCCGGCGGGCCUGGCUGCAUGGGAUGCGCGGGCGCUCGAUGAGGCGCUUGAUCGGCACGUCGGACCCAUUGCGCGUGCGCUGCGAGGCACACAUCGCAUCGGACGCGAGAGCCAGAGCCACUGGUGGGCGCCGCUGGCCUUUGAGCCGGAGCUGCGCAAGCGGCAAGUCGCCGAGGCGCAGGCCCACGACGUCUAUGCCGAGCCUGCCUCAGAGGCAGGCAGCUCAGAGGCCGCGACGGCCGACAGCGAGGCUUCUGAGCCGGUAGAGGCGGACGAUGCCGCGUCGACUGCAGACACGCCGCUCUACGAGCCGCAGAACGACUCGGACGAGCACGCCGAGCGAGUGCGCCAGGCCGUCGAAGAGGCGCAGUUCGCUCGCGAUGGACAAGAAGACAGUCCGCUCGACGAUGAGGAGCAGGCAAAGGAGGAAGAAGCUGUCGAGGAGCUCUUGGCUGCCGUCGAGCAGCCCGACGAGGCUUCUGCCACGGCCGCCGAUGCUUCCGCCAGCGAGACUGGCCUUGCGCUCCCCGAGCUGCCUGCCGAGCCCGCAACGGAGGACGUCCACGUCAUCACGCCGGAGCAGCUCCAGGUCUUCGUCAACUCGGCCGAGUGGAGCCUCUCCUCGCCCUCGCCAGCCACCGCUUGGGAGUUCCCAUCAGCUCCCUGGCUCUCCGAUCCCGAGCGCGAAGCCGGCCUCGCGCUGCGGCGCCUGGCCUGGGGCGACGAAGAGUCAGACACGGAGCGCACGCUGCACUUCUGCGUCUUUGUGCCGAGCCCUAAGCACCGGCCGCUCUACAUCGACGAGGCGACGUCUGAGAGUGCGCGCGGCUUCCUUGUGCCGCAGUGGGGCGGCGUGGUGCUCUACAGCCCACCUGCGCCGGAGGAUGCGAGCAGCAGCAGGAACAGUAGCUCGCUGCUGCCGCCCUUUGCUGCGGCCGAGCUGGACGACAUGAUGCCGCUCUUUGCGUCGCAGCUGCGCUCGCUGCUCGGUCUGCGCCUGCCACGCUCGCCGGCCGGCAGCACCGAGGCGCAGCGCCUGGCACGCCGCGCCGUCGCGCUCGAUGCGCUGCUGCGCCGCCGGAUAGCGGAGACGGCCAACGAGGCCGUCGACACGCUGCACGGCAUCAUCCGCCUCGUGCACAAGAUCACCAACCUUGGCGUCGGCAAGCAGGUGCAGGACGACGUGCGCGACGCCCUCGAGGCGCUCGACAUGCUCGAUGCUCACCUGGCGCUGCCGCCUGUCCCGGCACGCGCUGCUGGCGAGGCCUCGCCCGAUCUCGAGCGCGCGCUCAUGCUCUCCUCGCGCGCCGCUGCGCUCGCCAGCCGCGCCUUCUUCAACCGCGACAUGAUCAAGGAGCUCUACUUUCCGCAGGAGCACAAGAUGGCUGUCUACACGCCCUUCUUCGGGCCCGUUGCCGUGCCGCUGCUCGUCGGCAUCGUGCGACUCAUCAAGCGGCCGUGAUAUGUACAGACUGGCAUUGCGAUGGUAUAUAGAGAGACGUGCUGA